AUGAAGGUGAGGUAAUAUGCAGGGAGAGAGGAGAGAAAGGGAGAGAGAGGAGAGAGGGUUGGAGAUUGCUUUGUCAGCUCAAAUGGCACCUCUCAGAGAAAAGUGUUUUGUUUGCAGAAAGUCGUGCUCUACUCUGCUCUGCUCUGUUUUCAAUUGUGUUUGUGACUGGUAUUCCAGAUUGGCUUUGAGUUUAUGUUUACAAGCGUACCUCAGCACAUUCAGCCGUUAUAUAGGAGAGAAAUAAAGAGACAGCCUACAACAAGUUAAACCACAGUGCUGAGAGUGCUACCUCAUUUGUUCUCUGUGUGUGUGUGUGCCUGUCUCUGUAUGUGGUGUGUGUGUGUGUGUGCGUCUGUGUGGGUGCUUGCAUGUAUGCGUCUGUGUGUGUGUGUCUGUGUGUGUGCUGCGGGCCUUGCGUGCAUUAUCAUAAUUGACGCCACACUGGGUUAAUGGUGCUAGACAGCUCUGAGACCCCUACACUCUCUCUGCUCUCUCUCUGCACUCUCUCUGCUCUCUCUCUGCACUCUGUCUGCUCUCUCUCUCUGCUCUCUCUGCACUCUCUCUGCUCUCUCUGCACUCUCUCUGCUCUCUCUCUGCACUCUCUCUGCUCUCUCUCUGCACUCUCUCUGCUCUCUCUCUGCACUCUGUCUGCUCUCUCUCUGCACUCUCUCUGCUCUCUCUCUGCACUCUGUCUGCUCUCUCUCUCUGCUCUCUCUGCACUCUCUACACUCUCUCUGCACUCUCUCUGCUCUCUCUCUGCACUCUCUCUGCUCUCUCUCUGCACUCUCUCUGCUCUCUCUCUGCACCCUCUGCUCUCUCUCUAUGCACUCUCUCUGCUCUCUCUCUGCUCUCUCUGUUCAAUUCAAUUCAAUUUAAGGGCUUUAUUGGCAUGGGAAAUGUACAGUAUGUUAACGUUGCCAAAGCAAGUGAAGUAGAUAGUAAACAAAAGUGAAAUAAACAAUAAAUAUUAACAGUAAACAUUACACUCAGAAGUUCCAAAAUAAUGAAGACAUUUCACAUGUCAUAUUAUGUAUAGAUACAGUGUUGUAACAAUGUGCAAAUAGUUAAAGUACAAAUUGGAAAAUAAAUAUUGGUUGUAUGUACAUAACAUAAAUAUGGGUUGUAUAACAUAAAUAUGGGUUGUAUUUACAAUGAUGUUUGUUCUUCACUGGUUGCCCUUUUCUUGUGGCAACAGGUCACAAAACUUGCUGCUGUGAUGGCACACUGUGGUAUUUCACCCAGUAGAUAAGGGAGUUUAAUAAAAUUGGGUUUGUUUUCGAUUUCUUUGUGGAUCUGUGUAAUCUGAGGGAAAUAUGUGUCUCUAAUAUGGGUGUACAUUUGGCAGGAUGUUAGGAAGUGCAGCUCAGUUUCCACCUCAUUUUGUGGGCAGUGUGCACAUAGCCUGUCUUCUCUUGAGAGCCAGGUCUGCCUACGGCGGCCUUUCUCAAUAGCAAGGCUAUGCUCACUGAGUCUGUACAUAGGUGAUGUAGGUGAUGGCUUUGUUAUGGAAGGUUUGGGAAUCUCUUUCUUUUAAGUGGUUAUAGAAUUUAACGGCUCUUUUCUGGAUAUUGAUAAUGAGCGGAUAUCGGCCUAAUUCUGCUCUGCAUGCAUUAUUUGGUGUUUUUCAUUGUACACAGAGGAUAUUUUGGCAGAAUUCUGCAUGCAGAGUUUCAAUUUGGUGUUUGUCCCAUUUUGUGAAUUCUUGGUUGGUGAGCGGACCCCAGACCUCACAACCAUAAAGGGCAAUGGGUUCUAUAACUGAUUCAAGUAUUUUUAGCCAGAUCCUAAUUGGUAUGUUGAAUUGUAUGUUCAAUUUAUAACAUUUUUGACAUGCGAUUUUCUGGAUUUUGUUGUUGUUAUUCUGUCUCUCACUGUUCAAAUAAAUGUACCAUUAAAAUUAUAUGUCUUUGUCAGUGGGCAAACGUACAAAAUCAGCAGGGGAUCAAAUAAUUUUUUCCCUCACUGUAUCCUUACCUUCCUCUUUCCUCUUCCUCCUCCUCCACUCCCUUCUCUUCCUCCUCCUCCCUCAUCUACCACCUCCUCCUCCUCCUCCUCCACGCUCUGUUCACUCAUAGAGCACCUCCUGUCAACACACAAUUCCUCCUUAAUAACCUCUCUCUCCCUUCCUCUCUCUCUCUCCCCCCCAGGUCCCACCCAGAGCAGCAGCAGGAGGAGAUGUUGAUGGAGGGGGGGUCACCAGAGAGGAGGGCUGGGGAGGAAGGGGGUGUCCUGCCCUCUCUGUUUCUGAAGCAGGUGUUCCCUAAGUACACCAAACAGUUCAGCUACCUGCGGACUGUGGAGCGCAUUGCUGCCCUCUUCUUGCGGUUCCUGGGGGUCAAAGGUAACAUGCGCCUAGGGCCCACCGGCUUCAGAACCUUCAUCAGGUACUACUAUACUACCAAGUACUUAAGUAAAAAGGGCUUUAUAAAUACAUGUGAUUGAUUGAUUGAUUAAUUACUUGAUUAAUGAUUGAUUGGUUGAUUGUAGGAACUGUAAGCUGAGCAACAGUAACCUCUCCAUGGCCUCUGUGGAUAUCCUCUACAUUGACAUAACAAGGCGCUGGUCCAACAUGCUGCCUGACUCCAGGGAAGCAGGUAACCCUCCAGCCAAUUAGAACCAGUGUCACGUUCGUUGUAUAAAUGGUCGGACCAAGGUGCAGCGUGGUAUGCGUACAUGUUUUCAUUAUAUAAAUAAACACUUGACAAAAUAACAAAAGCAACGGAACGUGAAGUUCUAACAGAAUCAGAAACAAGAUCCCACAACUAAAGGUAGGCAAAAUGGCUGCCUAAGUAUGGCUGCCCCAAUCAGAGACAACGAUCGACAGCUGCCUCUGAUUGGGAAACAUACCCGGCCAACAUAGAAAUAUAAUAACUAGAUUCUAUCCAAAUCACACCCUGACCUAACCAAACAGAGAAUACAGGUGAUCUCUAAGGUCAGGGCUUGACAACUAGGCAGAACUAGCUACGACCUUUAGAAUUGAACUGUUCUCUGAAUCCCCUCUCACAUCAUGAGCUCACAGCGCAGUGACAAAAUUUGGAGAGUACCCUCUAUGAAUAGUUCACCUGCUUGGACCUGA
Molecule: messenger RNA, 3076 nt
Organism: Coregonus sp. 'balchen'
Lineage: Eukaryota; Metazoa; Chordata; Actinopteri; Salmoniformes; Salmonidae
Source: the annotation of a GenBank genome assembly